AUGUCAUUAGCAACUCAUUCAACUGCAGACGGUCCCUAUGAACGAAUACUUCUUUCAGUUGACGCCUCAUCAGCGGGAUCGGGAAAUCUGGAAAUUAUGAUCAACGGAGGUCGAGUACCAUGCCGGGUGCGAGAGAUUGUCAGCCGGCAAUACAAGGCCGUAUUUACACCCACUCAGAGCGUCACUCAUACUAUAGAAAUGCGAUUUAACGGCGAAGAAGUAGCCGGCAGUCCGUGGCACAUACCAGUUGAAGAUCGACCAGAAAGAAGGCACGAGUCCAAUCGCACUACUUCGUACUACUCUGAGCUAUCCGGCGCCGGCUUGGUAAGGGCUCCAGUUAACAAGAUCGCCACGUUUGAAAUCAAUGGUGAAGGCUUGGAACUCAGCGAUAUUCAGGCGAAAAUCUAUGGACCUGAUCAGCGAGAAUUCCCAGUACGAAUAAUACCACGCGGUAAUGGAAGAUUCACGGCCGAAUAUCGUAUUGAACAGGUCGGUGAACAUCAUCUGACGGUGUGGAUUGCUGGUCGUAAAGUGGAUGGCAGCCCGUUGUCGGUGGCCGGCUACUCGGCAGAUCGAGUGAGGCUCGAGCCGCUCGGGGGCGGUGCAGUCGGGCAUCCUGUACAGUUUGUCGUUGAUGCUGUUGAUGCCGGCAAAGGACAACUUGAAAUUUCUGUCAAUCAAGGACGCGUGCCGAACAAUGUACAAAUGCAAGGCGCCGGAAGAUGCCUUGUCACUUUCAUUCCACAACAUCCUGGCACCUAUGUGAUCGAUGUAACGUUCAAUGGCGAACAAGUGCAUGGCUGUCCGAUCAAAGUUGAGAUACUGCCGAAGCAGGUUGGCGAAGUUGUGCACGCGAAUCUCACACCAACGGCUGUAUCCACUGCCAUUUCAGCUGGUGGAUCAAGCAUAGCAGGUGCUUUCCGUCAGUCUCGAGCACCCACAUCACCGGGACUCCUUCACCACAGUCGUCAGCGAUCGGCCGAGACCAAUCCUCGUAGUCCAACGCUGCUUCAAGAAGCACGUGGCCGAGCGGAGAAGCCAUGGAUGCAGACCUAUGCUCCCACAUCGUCUCGAUUGAGCUCUUCAUUGUCGCCGAAUAGACAUUGGUCAGCUACCAGUACAUAUGACAGGACGUACACUACCGACAGGACUCUUUCCCCAAGUGAUCCGACCAGAACCUAUGAACAUACUGCUUACAAUGGACGCGCACCUUCACCAUCAGGAGUACGGUCAAGGGAAUUCGCUGAGCGUCAGUUUGAGACGCCAUCGCCGACUCGGUACGAACGUAAAUAUCCGGUUCCGUUCACCAGCACCACUACCACGACGAGCACAAGUGGGGUUCGACAAGUAGAAAAGCCCUACAGGUCCACAUCGCCGAUCAGUCGAGACGAGAUCCGAUCACGCACCAGCGAUCGGGUUGUGUCACCGUUCAGAAUACGUCGCGUUGAGCAGCUGGAUCCUAUAGCAGCCGAAGAAGAGCGCGAACGACGGCGAGCACAAGCAGAACGUGAUCGAAUCGCCUCGUCAUCGGUUGGAUACACAGUUGCACAGUACGGACAACCGGGCAGUGUAACAAUCGACAGAAGUCACUCACCCGAUAGGUACUCCACACCACGAUCAUACGGUAGUACGUUGGAGAAAAAAGAACCCCGUAAUGCGGUCAGCCCAUCGACAUUGGAAAGCAAACAGAGACCCGAAUCACCCGAAUACUCUGCGGUCUACGAGCGUUUUGAUCGGAGACGUGAUGAACCUCCACCGGCUCCUGCUCAUGCUCAACCAGAUUCAACAAAAGCUAAAACACCUUCAUCGACUGAGAAUUCUCAUCAACGGUACAGAUCGAGAAGCCCUCCACCGGACUACGACACCGGUCCCUCUUUGACGCAGAGUAUCGCCACAUCGAUU
This is a messenger RNA of Ostertagia ostertagi, 1902 nucleotides long. The record is from the annotation of a GenBank genome assembly. Lineage: Eukaryota; Metazoa; Nematoda; Chromadorea; Rhabditida; Trichostrongylidae.